AUGAAUUUGAAGAAGUUUUGUGCGUGCGUCUGUUGUGGUGAUCGCCUUACUCCGAGCUGUCGACGCUCUCUGAAGGGAAAAUGUAUUCGACUUUUUGAUGCUGCACGUUUGUUUCCAACUUCUCUGCCGGCUGAUGGCUACAUUUGUACGAAAUGCCGUUUUAUGUUUAAUCAAUGGACAGCUCUACCAGAAUUUUGCGAUGCGCUGACCACCAUCAAUAAUAAUCAUCAAGCAGAAAAUUCCGUCACUAAUGUGCUCAGUGACGAAAAUGAAGACAAUGGCACUGAUCAGCUGAUUGAUGAUACAUCAAGUGUGGCUGAUUCGAUGGACGAUGGAUCUAUUCGUGUUCAAGCAGCGAAUGCAUCAUCCAGUGAUAGCGAAUCGAUCUAUGAUUCAACUGCCACUAGUGAUCAAGUAGACGAUGAAGAAUUUAAUUCGGAUGAAAGUAGCGAAGCAAUGGAUACAAUCCCCUCAGAUGAAAAUAUCGAUGAACAAAGUAUCGAGGUUCCAAUUGAAGUUUCGGUCUUUUCAAAAAUGUAG
Rotaria socialis is the source of this 540-nucleotide messenger RNA. The record is from the annotation of a GenBank genome assembly. NCBI's taxonomy places the organism in Eukaryota, Metazoa, Rotifera, Eurotatoria, Philodinida, Philodinidae.